Molecule: messenger RNA, 4466 nt
Organism: Acanthopagrus latus (yellowfin seabream)
Lineage: Eukaryota; Metazoa; Chordata; Actinopteri; Spariformes; Sparidae
Gene: ttyh1
Product: tweety family member 1
Exons: 15
Coding region: 717-2489 (590 amino acids)
Cellular component (GO): smooth endoplasmic reticulum membrane; plasma membrane
Molecular function (GO): intracellularly calcium-gated chloride channel activity; volume-sensitive chloride channel activity
Source: RefSeq, a predicted model, not a curated record
GUCAGGGUUCAGUGUGGUAGUCUGGGCAGAGAUUGGUCAGGUUGAUGGGAGUGAGCGUGGAUGUAGGUGGGGGUCGGCAGUAGAAGUGUGCCUCUGGAAUCUCAGGAUGAAGUGACUGAGGGGUUAGACCCCCGCUAAUCCCCGUUAACAGAUUAAUUAUCUUUGGGCAAUAUCGUGUUGCAGGCUUGUUGUGAAGUCGCUUGGGCGUUAAGCUACGACGGGCUACAUUGCAACGAUAAAGGGUCCCUUAGGGGUGUCUCCUCAAUCUUAAUCCCUCUCUCUCUCUCUCUCUCUCUCUCUCUCUCUCUCUCUCUCUCUCUCUCUCUCUCUCUCUCUCUCUCUCUCUCUCUCUCUCGCACUCUCGCUCACACUGAGAGCUCCUCUCCCAUCCAUCAACACAAGCACCUCUCCACUGUCACCAGACAACCAUACAAUUAUUGGCUAUUUAAUAUUUCAGUAACUGCAAGAGUUAUUGGCUUAUUUCCCCCCCCCCUCCCUUUCCCUUCCCUUAUUUUUUGACAUAUUUUUGGCAUGUCUCUAAGCCAUUUUUUCAGGAUGGUGUUUUUUCAAGAGCAUCAAGCGCUGAUGGCUGGCAGUAUACCUCUUUGAGUGGGUAAAUAUUUCACGGACACCGGCGGGGAGAAGAUACAGAAGGAGAGGGAAACCUCCCAGCGCGACCGACAGAGGGUGGAGGAAGAGACCAGUGGCAGUGGAAAAUGGCUGCCAUGACAACGGUGCCCAGCUAUACCCCUUCGCUGUGGGUGAGAAUGUGUCACGCCCUCCCCCGGCUGGACCUCACCAUGCAGAUGAAGGACAACAUCUUUGUCCCCGACAGCUGGGAGUACCAGCAGACUCUGCUGGUUCUGUCCAGUUUAUCGGCCAUCGCUCUCGUUAUCUCCCUUUUGGUGGUCCUCUCCUUCCUCAUACACUACUGCUGCUGUCACCGCGGUGACCGGAGCGAGGGAUCAGAGGAGGAGGAGGAGGACGAAGAUGGCAGCACAGGUCACGGUUACAGCGGGAAGAAGGGGCGGGGCAUCUGCUGUGUCACGUGGGUGGCGGUGGCAGCUGUCACGCUGUGCUGUGUUGCCAUAGGCGUCGGUUUCUAUGGCAACAGCGAGGCUAAUGAUGGGAUGUAUCAGUUGACCUCGUCUCUUCUCACAGCCAAUUAUACGCUAGCUUCCAUCGAUCUGCUGAUUUCAGAUACAAUCGCCGGGCUGCAGCUGUCUGUCUCUGGCCCUCUGACCUCCAUGGAGGAGCUAUUUACCGGCAGCAAACCCUUCCUGGUGUCGACGCGGAACUGCCGGAGGCUGUCCGACAACGUGGUCAACCUCCUCUCCUCCAUCUCCCUGGCUCGGUCCAGUGCGGACUUCAGCCUGGGGAAUGACAGCAGUAUCAGCGGUGCGUCCAUCAUUCCUCUGACUCCAGUUCCUCCCUCCGUGGCUCCUACAGUGGUGCCGACCAGCGGCUUGAUGCCCAACCCCUUCUCACCUGGCUGGGCGGCCAACACACUGAUGGUCAAUGAGGACUACAGGUGGUUAUCAUACGUGUUGUUGCUGCUGCUUGACCUCAUAGUGUGUCUGUUCAUCCUGCUGGGACUGGCCAAGCAGGCCCGCUGGCUGCUCAUUCUGAUGACCGUGUUGGCCUGGCUGGCUCUCUUCCUAAGCUGGGGCUCCCUGGGCUUGGAGACGGCCACUGUAGUGGCCCUCAGUGACUUCUGCUCAGAUCCAAACACGUUUGUCCUCAACUCCACCCACUUCAACACCGGCACCAGCUCAGAUGUGUUGGAUUAUUACCUGACCUGCAGCAGGCGCAUGAACAGCCCGUUCCAGCAGCUGCUGACCCAGUCACAGAGGGCGCUGUCCAACAUUCACACACACCUCUCCAGUCUGGAAAGAAACGCUCUCACACAGUUCCCCAAAGCUGAGAAAUCACUCAGGGAGGUUCAGCAGAUACUCAACUCCACAGAGGGCAACUUUCAUCAGCUGGUGGCGCUACUGAACUGCCGAGGCCUGAACAAGGACUACAUUGACUCUUUGAAAGGCCUUUGCUAUGACGGGAUGGAGGGACUGCUCUACCUCUCCCUCUACUCUUUCCUCUCUGCUCUGGCCUUCACUGCCAUCCUCUGCUCUCUGCCCGGUGCCUGGAGGAGCUUCCCCAGUGAAUCAGAGGAGUACGAAGACUCGGACAGCGAGAGUGAGGACCCCUUCACCUCCCAUCAGGCACGUAGACAGACGGCCUCGGGGUCUCAGCGAGGGGCCAUGGCCCCCUUCUAUAAUUACCCGGGGGCCGGGUGGACACCCCCCUUUUCUAGCGCGCCGCCCCUCCCGACUCCAAACGUUUCCUCCAAUGGCAACCCUGGCUAUGAGAGCCUCCCCUUGACUGACAGGCAGUCCCCACCCCCCUCUUACUCUCCCAGCAUGCUGACUGGUUACGGGGGAAGUCAAUCACACCCCAAUCCUGCCCAUUCGCGGAACCUGUAUUCACGUUGAUUAUUAUUUUUUUGUUAGGAAAUGUAUAGAAAAAAAAAUGUUUAGUUUUCAUAUGAAUGGACACUUUACUGAAAUGAAAAAGAAAAACUAAUCUAAGUACAAUGAAUGCUAGGUGUGAAUUCAAAGUGCGUAACGUCGGUACCACUGAUAUUAUUAUUAGAAGCACUUAAAAAGAUUCAGGUCUACGUGGACUGUUGAUAUACACAACAGUGAUGAUGCUGGUAAGAUGGUUGUGCAAUGCUAUGAACCAAGUUCCACUUGGUCUAAAUUCUUUCCCCUUGUCUGUCCAAACUCUGUGUAAACUGUGAACAGUGGUGAGGCAAGUCAGAAUGGUAUUGACGUUACUACGUUGUAGUUUUAUAUUCUUAAAUGUAUCAGUACCACCAUUUAUUUUUAAGUUUUUAUAUAAAUAUUGUUGUAGAAAAGCACUGGCACGUAGCAACACGACACAUUUUUUUCUGUGAAUGGUUAUGCAGUUCCUUCACUUGGUAUCAUUUUUUUAUUAUUAUUACUUUUUAUAGGUGGCAAUUCUGUAUUUUCCUUGUAUUACCUUAUGGUAUUCUGUAUAUCUCACUGUCUAUAAUAUCUGAAUAAUCAUCAACCUUUGCUCUUAAAGAAAAAAAAAAAAACUCGAGGGCUACCAAAACCCUGUUUUAACGAUUGAACGGAGAACUACAACUGCCACUCAAGUCUUGAGAGUGUAGAACUACAAAUCCCAUGCAAAUGACAGCAGGUACAUAGCAAUAUGAUUCUUGCUACUGGUGCUGCAGUAGCCCUACCGUAACUAGCAAUAAUACCUAUGUAUAGCAUCGGGUUUCUGAGAUCUCUCCAAGAUGUUUUGUGUAUAUAUGGUAUGGUAUGUUGGAGAUUUCAUUGAAUCCCCCGUCCUUGCCGACUGACCUUGUUAACCCCUUGAAUUGAGUUUGUAUGGUUAUCAAUGCUCCUUUUGAAUGGCAUCCUUUUACACUCAAGAGUCUAAUAUAAAUAAAAAUAACUUCAAUAACCUUCACCUUGUCUUCAUCGUGUCUGCAAGUCAGUAAGAGACACACACAGCAUGCUUUACAGCACAUUCAUACUUAAAACAGGAGGUCAAACUUUAAUAUAAAUAAGCUUCAAUAUUAUGAACCUCUGAGCUCAGCUUUAAGUGUAACUUAGUCACUAGUGUGUACCAGAGACAGUCUUCCUAUUCGUUUGGAUAUGCAUAGAUCAAUAGGAGAGACAAAAUACAAACAUGAACGGUUACAUACAGUUACGGCACCAGUGUCUUUGCAUGUUUGACUCAUUUACAACUUAUCAAAUGUAGUGUUUAUAUUCCUGCAAACUUUCCUUUUGGAAUUUAAAAAUGAAGCAAUCUUCCAGUAUUUCAUCAAGGAACCUAAAAAGGAAGGAAGGGUUUGCUGUGCUGUCAGCUAUAUUGAAGUCUAUGGGAUAUUCGUGGAGAAACACGCUAAAACCCGACAUAUCCACGUUGUGUCACUUCUGAUGAAGAAACGCCUGCGGAAGAGUAAAGAACACACUUCAGAGAGCAGGUUAACGAUGGAUUUCCUCUAUCGACAUGUUGUUCCUCCCUUGAUUUCAUUUGGGAAAGGCUCCUGUUCGCAGUGUAAUGGCAGUCUCAGCGAUAUUAGAUCAGACCAACCCCGUCUGGUCAAGUAUUUCAAUUACUGGUCGUUAACCUACUCUGUGAAGUGUGUUAUAGACUUCAUUACAGCUGGUUCCUUGACUUCGAUAAAAACCUCUGGACUCCUUUGUUUUGUCAAGGAAUCGUUACCGUGUGGAUUCAGCUGCAUUAUCACACGUCAGUAACUUCACUGGCGAAAACAAACCCGAGGUUCACAACGUUCACCCUGCAAGUUUUAAACUGAAGCUGAAGGGAAAAAAAAGCAGGCUGCAUGGAAGAGAACAAAAACACACACACACACACAACAUGUGGCACACUUUGUAGUAAAUGGACGCAAACGUGAAAAGACACUGGCG